AUGCAGCUUUCUUUCGUCCAGGCCAUGGACUGGUUUGGAACCUACACUCAUGUUAUUGAUGUUUUGAUACUACUCGCUGUGUUUUUCGUCGGCUUCAUUGUUCGAGGCUCUACCGCUGCCAAAUCGCCGGUCCCACUACCUGCUCAACAGUAUGGGUAUUGCAAGAAGUCUUCCACGAAGCAAAAGCACGGCGGCGAGGCCGGAUGUCCUUAUGAAUAUCUUGUCGGGAUAUAUGGUCGUCACCAUUUUGAGCCCUUCGUUAAAGGGUUCCGGCCGACUCUAAAGACGGAAGACCCAUCCAAAUACACGCUGAUCCUCGAUAUCAUGGAUGCUGUGCACUUUGCCCUGAUAUUAGUGGACGACAUAUCGGACAACAGCUAUCAACGCAAGAAUCAACCGACGGCUCAUUUAAUUUACGGAGCAUCUGAGACGGCGAAUAGGGCCUAUCUGGUUCUCACAAGGGUGAUCAAUCGAGCCUUACGCGAGAGGCCUGUUCUUGGAGCGGAGCUUCUCAAGGCAUUGGAGGACAUCCUGCAAGGCCAGGACCUAUCUCUGGUGUGGCGUAGGGAUGGAUUGAAGUCCUUUCAAUACCAAGGCAAUGAGCGGAUAGCGGCUUAUAAGAACAUGGCCGUGCUGAAGACGGGGACUCUGUUUGUGCUUCUGGGAAGACUGUUGAACGACGGCGGAGAACAAUUAGAUGAUUUGUUGACUCGAUUUGGAUGGUAUGCGCAGCUCCAGAACGACUGCAAGAAUAUCUAUUCGCAAGAGUAUGCUAGCAACAAAGGCUCGGUCGCCGAGGACUUGCGGAAUGGAGAAUUGUCAUUCCCGAUUGUUACGGCUCUCAACGAAGAGAGUACUCGUCAAUUGGUCGAGAAGGCGCUAGAAAGCAGGACUGAAGAGGACAUUGAAGCGGCCAUAGACGCCUUGCAAUCAGAGCGCGUGAAAGAAUCAUGUAUGAAGGCACUCCACGAUGCUAGCAAUGGGUUGGAUAAGCUCGUGGCGCUCUGGGGAAGGAGAGAGAAGAUGCAAGCAAGAUGGGAGAGAAGCCCGACCGUUAGAAAGAACCCACUAGACGUGCCUGUCAUCUCGUUUAUCUGCCGUAAUCGGGCCUGCCGAACGCUCAUGUCCGACAGACCAAAUUCCUCGGCGUCAGGCACGCCUAUCAAGCUAUUCGUAAUGUGCAGCGGACCGGUGGAGGAAGGGGGUAGCAUGGAGGGAGCCCAGGUUGCAAGAAAUGCCGCCAGGAAGGCGGAAAUGUGCGUGGCCGUCGAGAAGGCGAAGAGGAAACGAAGCCGAAACAUCCGGUACCUUCUCACUACCCUACGGUAA
This is a messenger RNA of Scedosporium apiospermum, 1329 nucleotides long. RefSeq lists its product as uncharacterized. NCBI's taxonomy places the organism in Eukaryota, Fungi, Ascomycota, Sordariomycetes, Microascales, Microascaceae. The coding region runs from base 1 to 1329 and encodes 442 amino acids. The transcript is spliced from 3 exons. Gene Ontology annotation, molecular function: prenyltransferase activity. Gene Ontology annotation, biological process: isoprenoid biosynthetic process. The record is from RefSeq and is a predicted model, not a curated record.